Molecule: messenger RNA, 1632 nt
Organism: Peniophora sp. CBMAI 1063
Lineage: Eukaryota; Fungi; Basidiomycota; Agaricomycetes; Russulales; Peniophoraceae
Source: the annotation of a GenBank genome assembly
AUGUCCGCUGUACCUUGUACUACCCUCAUCUUCGACAUCGGCGAUGUCCUCUUCAGCUGGUCUCCGGUGACCUCGACGUCGAUCAAGCCCAAGCAGCUCAAAGCCAUCUUGAAUAGCCCAACAUGGCAUUCAUACGAGUGCGGCGCUUUGGACGAACAGGACUGCUAUGCCAGGGUUGGGGCUCAGUUCUCGCUCGAUCCUGCGGAGGUACGACAAGCCUUCGCGGACGCUCGCGCAUCGCUUCAGCCCGACGACACCUUCCUAUCCUUCAUACGCAAGCUUCAGGUUGAAACCGGCAACUCGUUACGCAUAUUUGCUAUGUCAAACAUUUCCGCUCCCGAUUACGAGGUCCUACGCACCAAGUCAGCUGAUUGGAGUAUCUUCGAACGCGUCUUCACCUCGGCCGCUGCGGGACAGCGCAAACCAAACUUGGGAUUCUACCGCUACGUGCUUUCCGAGACUGGUGUAGACCCAGCCCGCACCGUUUUCGUUGACGACAAACCUGAGAACGUUCUCUCGGCCCGCGCGUGUGGGCUCAAUGCCAUCGUCUUCGACAAGCCUGCGGACGUAUGCCGCGCGUUGCGCAACUACGUUCUCGAUCCUGUUGCGAGAGCACACUCCUUUCUGAAGUCGCGUGCCGGCUAUCACGACUCCUUCACGGAUACGGGCGUCACCAUAGGCGACAACUUCUGCCAACUCCUUCUUCUCGAGGCUACGCACGACCGCUCUCUUGUUCGCUAUAUGCAAUACCCUGACAAGUGGAACUUCUUCCGUGAGAAACCGACGCUCACGACAGAGUCCUUCCCGUGUGAUCUCGACACGACAUCGAUAGGGCUCAUGGUCACCCAGCCCGCUCCAGAGGUGUUUGCACGCGUGAUGGAUGAGAUGCUGACGUACCGGACCGACGAGGGGAUUGUUCUAACGUACUUCGACCCUGAACGGCCACGAGUGGACCCAGUUGUAUGCUGCAACGUUCUCUCGCUAUUCUAUAGUCAAGGCCGAGGCGCGGAUGUUGCUGUCACGCUCAACUUCGUUGCCGCCGUACUCAAGCAUCGCGCCUACGAGGAUGGAACAAGAUACUACGAGGGCGCAGAGCCAUUCCUCUUCUUCCUCUCGCGCCUGUUGAAGUUCAACGAUGACACCGCCCUGCACGCGCGGCUCGACACUCUUUUCGCCGCGCGCAUUGCGGAACGCGUCGGCAGUCCGGGUGAUGCGCUUGCGCUCGCUAUGAGGAUACUCGCGUGCGCCCAGGCCGGCAUCCGUAAUGAAAUCGAUCUGCGUACGCUGCGCAUGAUGCAGGAGGAGGACGGAGGAUGGCCGAGUGGUUGGUUUUACAAGUACGGCUCGUCAGGCGUGCGGAUCGGCAAUCGCGGCCUGACAACUGCGCUGGCAAUUAACGCGCUCAACGUGUUUUCGGCUGGCCGAUUCAUCGACGUCGUGCCCACCACGAGGACCGUCGGGUCAAGGCCAAUAUCCACGACCGCGUCGUCGCUUGUGCCGCGGGGCCAUCGCAAACGUCGCUCCGUACGCGAGAUCGCGAAAGAGAUGCGCGCAUACGUCUUCGCUCGGCCUGUUGUCCUUCAUGCUCGUAAGGGCUCUGACACCUCGAGCGACGAGGAUUCGAGCUUUUGA